Phoenix dactylifera (date palm) is the source of this 1263-nucleotide messenger RNA. Lineage: Eukaryota; Viridiplantae; Streptophyta; Magnoliopsida; Arecales; Arecaceae. The record is from RefSeq and is a predicted model, not a curated record.
AUGAGAGCCCUCCUUUGGAAUUGUCGGGGUGCAGGUAAGCCCUCCUUUGCCCCGGCUUUCCGCAGGUUGGUGCAACUGCACAAACCUGAAAUUUGUGUUUUGUUCGAGACCCGGCUCUCUGGGCAAAACCUUCAGAAGGCCCGUGCGGCGAUACCGAGGUCAUGGGGUUUUUAUGCAGUGGAAUCUCAAGGACUGUCGGGAGGUAUUAUAGUGACUUGGGUACAGGGUGACUACCAAAUUGAUGUUUUCAAUGUUUGUAAACAGGAGGUCAUCUUAGUGAUAUCAGAGGAUAAUCGGAGCCCGUGGGUUUUAGCAGCUGUGUAUGCCAGUACAGACUAUAGAGUGCGGAGGCGGUUGUGGGCGGAGGCGUCUCAGCUUAUCACUCAGGGUUAUCCCAUGUUGGUGGCAGGUGACUUCAACUGUAUCACGGAUCCCCAGGAGAAGAUGGGGGGGAGGGCCUUCACUUAUAAGAGGGAAAUCAGAGAGUUUCAAGAUUUUAUAGCGUCAAAUGGACUGAUAGACUUGGAAUUUUCGGGACCAACAUUCACAUGGUGCAAUAAUCAGCAGGGGCAGACCCGGGUUUGGGAGAGAUUGGACAGAGUCUACGCCACAGCGGGGUGGGCCCAGUGUUUUUUUGACUACCAUGUCCGUCACUUGCCGAGGAUUGCGUCCGACCACUGCCCCUUACUGGUUAGUACCGAUGCAGCUGUCUCUUUUCAUUCCCCUUUUAGAUUUGAGAAGUUCUGGACAUGUUAUCCUCGGUCCUGGGAGAUUGUGAGGGAGGCAUGGAAUGUACCGGUGAGAGGGGAUGCUAUGUAUCGUGUGUCUCGUCGGUUGGAGCUGACAAAAAGAAGGUUGAGAAGGUGGAACCGUGAGGAGGUAGGGAAUAUCUUCAGGAGGAUUGAGGAGUCUGAGGAGGCUAUUGCUGGAUUACAGGCUCAGGAGGCCUUGGGAGGGAGUUUGGUAGAGGAGGAGAUGGGGGAGCUUAGAUCUCUACUAUCCUUACAUGAUUCUCUCUUGAGACAGCAGGAGAUCUUUUGGAGACAGAAAUCGAGGGUGCAGUGGAUCCAGGAGGGGAAUCGAAAUACUAGGUUUUUCCACCAGUCGGCAGUGAUCAGGAGGCAUCGGAACAGGAUCAGGGUAAUUAGGGAUGAGGAUGGGCAGUUAGUGGAGGAUCCAGAUUUGAUUCGGAGGGUGCGGAGGGUUUCUUCUGGGCCAGAUGGUCUGAGCAGAUGGGUACUGGGAGCUCAGGGAGUAUUGUAG